This is a messenger RNA of Linepithema humile (Argentine ant), 4158 nucleotides long. It is a transcript of the gene Blimp-1, whose product is annotated as PR domain zinc finger protein 1. Gene Ontology annotation, cellular component: nucleus; cytoplasm. NCBI's taxonomy places the organism in Eukaryota, Metazoa, Arthropoda, Insecta, Hymenoptera, Formicidae. The record is from RefSeq and is a predicted model, not a curated record. Gene Ontology annotation, molecular function: protein binding; DNA-binding transcription repressor activity, RNA polymerase II-specific; RNA polymerase II cis-regulatory region sequence-specific DNA binding. Gene Ontology annotation, biological process: regulation of transcription by RNA polymerase II; cell fate commitment.
CCACACGAAGGCGGAGGCGCAACCCCUUCGCGAAAAAGAGGGUCGCCGCGAGUUCCCGGUGCUCGCGAAUAGAUUCUCGAAAGCGCGUCACGAUUUUUUGGAAAAAAAAAAACAGUAUCCGUGCAACUUCCUUCGCGUUCGCCAAUUACGCGUCUCGCCGAGAGUUUCGACGCGGAUCGGUGCCGAGGAGUGUGACCAUUCAGGAAAGCCGGUGACAGUGUGCAUCGUCGAAUGACGCUUCGAUAGUAUGACACGAGGAAAAUCCGAUCGGCAGUGAAUAAUCGCGAGUGUUCACGCGCGUGUGUUGGGCCACUAAGCCAGAAUCGAUCGCUCUCUCGAAAAAGGGGGAAGCAGUAGAAAAAAAAGGAGUAUAGGGAGACGUCCCUCUGGACGGUGAUUCCGGUUGCCGAUUCGCUCAGCGGCGGCGAGAAUUGGCGUUGUUGACAAACAACGCGCACGACGGCGAAUUAGAUAGGGGAACAUCGGCCGAUCGGUGGCAAUCGAUCGCAAUUCCCUUUUCCCGAUGUCCUGAUAAUCGAUAAGCAUCGUCGCCGCGUAGGUGGCCGCGUAGGGACCGCCUAGGCAGAGCCGGGGCAGCGAUCGGCCUUACCGACGUAAUUUCUCACCCUCGCCCUCCGCGUGAUCCUCGGCGCGAUCAAAUCGGGCAAGAUAAAUGUUGAGGAUAAGCGACGCUUUGCGUCGCCCGCCAGCGCGAGGCCAAGAGGACCGGGCCUUAAGUGCGACUACCGGGGCCGGCAAGAUGCCGGUCUCUCUGAGAAAUCACAGAAUCACGUAAAGGGCGGCCGCCGGCCCGUAACGGUUCACACAGCCCUUCGCACCGCGCACGCACGGUCGCGCAACGGCAAACGAAUCGCGACAGAAGAGAUAUCCUCGAGGUGACCUAGGGUGGUGAACCUACGUUUCCACCUCGAGGAACAACGUUGUCAUCAUAGUGUUUGUUUGUCGACACCCGAUGCACCAGAAGCCCGAAGGAUGGAGGCCAGCGAGUGGGAUCACGCGACCUUGAGGGAGGAGGAAUUCGAGCAGCAUGCCGUAUAUUUGGUACCGGAUGUGGCGGCAUCGCCAGGCGAUACCAAUCGUGCAGAGGCAUCUUUGCCGCGGAACCUGGUCCUCAAGCCCUCUCAGGCCCUUAAUGAUGUGUUGGGUGUAUGGAGUACCAGUUACAUUCCCAAAGGGACACGUUUCGGCCCUCUGGUCGGCCAGGUGUACACGAAGGAUUCGGUACCGGAGAACGCGAACCGGAAGUAUUUCUGGCGGGUGUACAAGAACAACGAGCUAUUCUACUACAUCGACGGUUAUGACGUCCAGAAAUCGAAUUGGAUGCGUUACGUGAAUCCCGCCUACUCGUCCGAAUCGCAAAACCUAAUAGCAUGCCAGUAUAAGAUGAACAUUUAUUUUUACACGAUCAAGCCGAUACUACCGAAUCAAGAGUUACUGGUUUGGUACUGUAGAGAGUUCGCGGAAAGGCUCAAUUAUCCGCUCACCGGCGAGCUGAUGCUUCAGAGAAUACGACAACAAGUUCAACAAUCGACGCUGCCGACAGAAAUCUCGCCUACCGUCGACGUGGUGUCGCCUCUGAAAGACUCGUCUAUCUACGAGAGACGUCAAAUGACGCCGACGGACGGUUCUGUGAGGUCGGACGAGGGUUACCAUUCGAACGGCUAUCACGACGAGAUCCUAACUCCGCCCGAGGAGAGCAGCGAGUCCGACAGCGAGAAUAACUACGUGCUGGAUUUCAGCAAGAACGCCAAAUCGCCCGUGUGCAGUGACGAGAUUCUAAAACAAGACAAUGCGGCGGCAAAGAACGAAUACAGGAAGGUCAAGAUCAAGAUCUCCAAGACCUAUGGCAACUUCCAGACGACGAAGGGCAUAUCUGACGGUCCGACGAAGGAGAAAGACCCGGAGCUGUCCAGUCGGGCGGUUACUCCGGAACUUCAGAAGCCGGUGUCGCCCAUCAUCCUGCAAAAGAGCACCGUAUUGUCAACCGCGAACGAGGACGAGAUAUCCGAGAAAAAGCCCUUCUACGAGCCGGAAGUCAAAGGUGGCAAUUUGCCGAUGUCCGGCAGGCCAGCCUACUUGACCAGCCCCAGCAGUUCCAUCCUGGAGAACAUUCUGCUGCGCAGCAGCACGGACAACAACAAUAACAGUCACAGUCAUCAUCAUCAUCAUAACGGCGUCUCGCAACAGCACCAUCAUCAGCUGCACCAUCAGACCCACGUGGAUUCGGUGACGCCGCCGCCUUCCAGCCCCACCGAAAUGGCAUACUCUUACAAGAAAUCUCAUCGUUACGGCAAUAUCCUGCCCUGCAGUCCGGAUUCCAGCUCAAAUCUACCCUUACAGACGGACUCGUGCGUAAACUCGACCAGCGGCAACGGCACGGCGCUGCCCAGCAUACAAAGCCCCACCGGCAAUCUACACUCCAGUACAGGAGGUGGACUGCAUUCGAGUACCGGAGCGAGCAACGGCAGCCUGCCGCCGCAUCCCGGAAAUUUGCACUCGUCCAGCAACGUCGGCGGCAUUCACUCCAGCACGAGCGUGCUCUCGUCCAGCACGAUACUGACAUCCACCAGCAAUCCACACUCGGCGUCCACGACGGCGAACGGUUGUCCGCCCAAGCGAAAGACGAAGUCGCCGUCACCGUCGUCGAGUCACAACGGCGUCGCCACGCCGACAACGAUCCUCUAUUCCGGCGGUUCGGCCGGCCCCGGCUGCCAGAUCGAGUCCGCCAGUCCGGUUUACCCGAACUCCGCCAGCAGCGGCAGCAGCAAUCAGAGUGUCUCGCCGAUCUCGCCCAUCCAGUCGCCCUCGUCCUACGGUCCGUACGGUAGCCUAUACGGUCAUCAAAACGGCUCGCUGCAUCACAACGUAGGUGCGCCGUUGUCCAUCAACUGCACCGCUUACUCGCCCACGCCGAGCGGCAACGUGGUUUACGAGAGAACCACGGACGGCAGACGUCUAGAGGCAGCCACCAGCAGCGGCGGCCACCAGCUACCCACCUCGUCGACCAUGCAGAUCGACGGCAACCAAGCGCUGAUCGCCGGCACGCACAAUCUCCACCUGGGUCACCAUCCGGGUCUCACUAUCCACCCCAAUUCAUCGUCGUCCCUCAACAGAUACUCGCCGGCGAGCUCCCUGUCGCCGGACGAUCACGGCUGUUCCCAGAGCGGCUCUCUCAGCCCCAACUCCCAAGGCUCGAGGGGCUACAGAUCGCUGCCUUACCCGCUCAAAAAGAAAGACGGCAAAAUGCACUACGAGUGCAAUGUCUGUUGCAAAACGUUCGGUCAGCUAUCGAACCUUAAAGUGCACCUCAGAACACAUUCCGGCGAGAGGCCCUUCAAAUGCAACGUUUGCACCAAGAGCUUCACGCAACUCGCGCACCUCCAGAAGCAUCAUCUCGUGCAUACCGGCGAAAAGCCGCAUCAAUGCGAGAUAUGCAAGAAGAGGUUCAGUUCGACUUCGAACCUGAAAACCCACCUUAGACUACACUCUGGCCAAAAGCCGUACGCCUGCGACCUUUGUCCUGCCAAGUUCACCCAGUUUGUCCACUUAAAGCUGCACAAGAGACUGCACACGAACGAGCGGCCCUACACCUGCCAAGGCUGCGACAAGAAAUACAUUAGCGCGAGCGGCCUUAGGACCCACUGGAAGACAACAAGCUGCAGACCGAACAACAUCGAGGACGAGCUCGCGCUCGCCGCCGUAGGUUCGCCGACGUAUUAUGAAUACGGUCCCGAUAUGAAUGUUGGAAAUAUGCCGAAGGAAUGCGAGCUGGAACACAUCGAUAAUUAUGACAGGCACGGAUCGGCGCAUGGUCCGCACACUACGUCCCUCCACACCCUGGAAAACUCCGUAGGUCGACCGAGCGUCAUAGAAACGUCGCAGCCACAUAUUAUCGAAUGUACAUAAGCCGCAUGAUGGAGUGUAAGCCUCCUUUCGUACCGGCGCAAAAUGUAUCCGUGGAAAUGUAAGCGAGUUACUCGCGACUAAUGAGACGAGAAAACGAAAAAGAAAAAGAGAGGAGUUCUCCCUCUGAAAUGGUAGGAAAUGCAAAGAAUCGAGAUUUUAUAUAUAAAGUCGCACGAUAAAUCUUCACAAAUUCUCCUCUCUGAUUUUGGUAAAAUAAAAUAAAUUUACAAA